AAUGUCCAUAGUUUAAGUAGAUGAGACAGUACUGUUGAAUAACCUGCCUCCUACUAUUUCGACUUUUCAGUUUUUCACGGCAUGGAUGCAUUCAACAAGUAUUUAUUGAGCGGCUGCGUUUUAAGUAACUUCGUUGAGUUUGUGUAGUUAAAAAAAAUAUUUUUGAAAAUGUUAAAAGUUUCAAGUGACGUGCAAUAUGCAUCUGUUUUUAUUUAUGAUGGAAGUAGAUACAUGACUUUACCUUUGAGCUGUAUACCAUCAUUUAAAGUAAACAAUUUCAUACCUGCAGAAAAAAAGUACAAAAUCUUGUUGAAGGAUAGAUUUUUUGAAGGAAUAGUGCUUUCUGUAGGAGCAACAGUACAAGAAUUAAAAUCCAAGGAAGAAAGCGAGAAUAAGAAAAGGAAAACCAUUCCUACUUUAAAAACUCUGCUGUCUGCCACUGAUUCGUCAACGGAGGAAGAACGUCAAGUUAAAAAAAGGAAGAAGACUCAGUUGAAAACCAAAAAGGGACCUUACAGCACAUCAAACGUGAAAAAAUGUUUAGAAGAACAGUUACAAAAUGUUCGAUUGCAAAACUCUUUAACUGCGGCUGCAUCAAAACAACUACUAUCUGCAAACAGGCAACCAACCACCUCGAAUACACUAUCAUCCACAAAGAAACCACAAUUACCCCAAAAAAAUACACCAUCAACCGCUGCAAAAACCCCACCAACCACAUAUAAUGAUAGAUCGUCCAACGUCCUUCCGGCAGGACGAAAAAGACUCAGGUGAGUCCCUCCGAAAUCACUAAAGAAAACUUACAUGGAUUCAGAUAAAUAAAAAAUGAAAUAUAUCAUUAGAAAGGUAACGAAUCAAGCUUUCAGCGCAUAUAAAUAUCGAGCUUGUAAGUUCAAAACUAAGGGCUGGGUAGUUUGAAGAAGUUACAUGUUCCAAAAAUUCACAUAAUUUUUAGUCACAGAAUGACGAAGCCCGGUCCUGCCGGCAGGACGCUUUUCGCUUUAUUUAAGAGACUACCUAGCCCAGGUUUAUAAAUUUAAAGACUCGAUAUUUACAUCAUUUGAAAGCUUGUUUCAUUACCUUUCCAACGAUAUAUUUAGUUUUAUAUUUAUCUGCUUCCAUAUUAAUUUUAUAGAGCAAUUUCGAAGGGACUCGCGCCUGAGUAUUACUCAGAUAUACUGAACAAUAUUAAAAAUGAAUUUUUUUUUAAU
Messenger RNA from Leptopilina heterotoma, 1208 nucleotides. RefSeq lists its product as uncharacterized. The coding region runs from base 169 to 771 and encodes 200 amino acids. The record is from RefSeq and is a predicted model, not a curated record. The transcript has 3 exons. NCBI's taxonomy places the organism in Eukaryota, Metazoa, Arthropoda, Insecta, Hymenoptera, Figitidae.